CUCAAGCCCGCCUGGGGUGACUGUUCUGGGUUGGGGACCCCGCAGUCCUCACUCUGCCCUCGUCCAGUGGGUGGCCAGAGGCGGGAGCUGCAGCUGGAGGCUCUGUCCUGGCGCUGCCCACCCUGCAGGCGGCAGAGGGCGGGGGGAGGAGGCGGCGCCUAGAAAAGGAGGCGCGCCGCGGGAUGGGUCGCAGGGCUGGGAUCGGAUCUCAUCAUCGCCUAGCGGGUCUGAGCAGUAACGCAGGCCGGAGCCUUAGUCCGGCCCAGCCCUGGAGGCACCCGGAGCCUGCAUCCCGAGCCCGCCAGACAUGGUGGGCCACCUACCUCUGCAGGCCAUGGGGGACACGCGGGAGCAUAGCCGCGAUGGCUUGCUGGACAGUCCUGACUCGGGGCUGCCCCCUAGCCCCAGCCCUAGCCCGCCCUUCUAUGCCCUGUCGCCUGGCACCCUGGAAACCCGCUCUACCACUGAACCCCCUGGACCCAACGAGGUGCGACCGGACCCUUCCCUCUUCCAAAAUCCCCCUGCCCUGGAGAUGAGGCCCCGGCUGCUGCCUGUGUUUUUCGGGGAGAGCAUCAAGGUGGACCCAGAGCCUGUGCAUGAAAUCCGCUGCAACUCUGAGCUCACCUAUGCCUCCGAGAGACACUUCCGAGACAAGGUCUUCUAUGCUCCAGUGCCCACAGUCACAGCAUACAGUGAGACCAUUGUGAUGGCGCCCAACUGCACAUGGCGCAGCUACCGCAGCCAGCUGACUCUGGAGCCACGUCCACGAGCACUUCUCUUCGGGAGCACCACCAUCAUCUUCCCUAAGUUCGUGCACAGCUCCUUCCGUACCACACUGCACUGCAGCCUGGGCCAGCCACGCUGCUGGUUCUCCUCCAGCCUGCAGCUGCAGCUGUGUGGGGACCCCACACCCAGUCCCCGAAGCCCUGAUGUGCUCUGAGGGGCCCAGGCUAGGUGGCAGAGGAUAAGCCUAAGCCCAAGGGAGGCCCUGGAGGAUGGACAGAUGGACAAGGGUUCAGCCUGGAGCCUGGGUCCCAAGAGACACAAAGCCCAGUGGCCUGGACUAGUGAGGAUGAGGCUGCUCCUGGCAGCCUAUCCCUGCCACAGGCUGUGCCUGCGCUCCAGUGUGGAGGACUUUGUUAAUGCAUGUCUUUCAUUAGCUUUUACAACAGCCAGGCAGUGUGGCCUCAAAAGUGAGGACUGAGCAUGUCCUCAUGUGCCCUUGAGGCAGAGAAAGCCCUGUGUACCAUAGGAUACAGGUGACCAGCCUCAGCUGUGGCCUGGCUCCCAGGCUGAGUAUGAAGGGAAGAGGGGUGCCAGUGGACCCCUUGUUCCUGGGCAAGGCAGUUUCCAAAAUAGGCUUUUUAAAUAUGCAGCAUGCCCCAGCUGAGAGUCCUAGGUUCAGAGAGCUGAACCAGCUCAGGGGACCUUGAGUCCAGAGGUGGGAAAGGCCAAGGUUAGGGCCACCUAUAAUGUGCCCUGUGCCAUAGCCAACAUGGGUCCUGUGCCUCCCUCCAUCUCCAGUGCAAGGGAGGCCUCAAGAGUAUCUCCACAUGGUGCAUUCAUGACUAGAUAAGACCUGGAAUCUUUCUGCCAGGCAGACAUUGAGUCGAUCAGACUGCUGACACCUGUGUACAGCUGACUCUGGAUUCACCAGCUGUGACCUCAGAGAAACCGUGCUAUCUCCCUCAGUCUCUUGCUCCUGCCCAGGACGGAGUCUAUAACCACACCACAUGAUUCCCAAGCACCCGGGUCUACCUUCCAUCUGUGGGAUUGCGGAAGAGGAAUUCAGAGAGCCUCAGUUCUGACUCCUGGAGACAAAUGGGUGGCAUAGGGCCUGGAAGCGCCCAUAACCUGGUGCUGCCCAUGGUGCUUGGCCCACCAAAUGACAAUCUCACAAUCCUGCUGUAGAUGUGGAGGUGCCUCUCUGACCUGAAGUGUCUGUCUGGUAUCUAGGGCUUGCUUGCUACUCUCCUACUGUCCCAGCAGAGGGAGAAGACCCUCUGUAGGACAAAGAGAGGCCAAAUGCCUGGUAGAUUUUAUAUAUCUGCACAUCUCAUCUGGGGUGCUUCCCAGUUAAAGAAUAACUUAAGAAAUCAAUGGAUUAUCUUAAUAAAACAUACAAACUCAGCAGGACUCCUGUGUUUCUGAGGCACCCCUGGAGUGGCGGAGGGGAAGUCUGGUGUGUUCAAGCCCACUUUUGCGCCCACCCAGAGUUGGUCCCUGAGGGAUCCUGGCUCUCCAGUUCCUGGGGGAUGGAGGAACUGUAGAAUCUCUGCCAGUGCUAGGCGAGUGCUCUGCCCUGAUUGUUGGCUUAUAAUUCAGGGGGCUCAGAGAAGCCCCACCAGGGAGGUGUGGCUUGAAGCACACCAGCAGUUCACCAGUCCAGUGGGAGUCUAGGCAGAAUGAGGUGCCAGGUCCAGGUAGAUCUGGUCCCACCCCAUGGGGAUCUUCACCCAAAGGACAUGUCCCUAGCUUCCCUGGCAUAAAGAGCUUUGUGUUAAAGGUCCUUUUGUCCCCCAACACCCAGAAAUGCCAGGGAGGUAAGACCCAGCAAUAUCCCCAGAAUGGCACCUGUCCCCAGGGUGCUGAGGUUGAUAAGGAUGAAAGUGCCCAGUGCCUGUAGGUCACUUCUUUACAUUGCAAAAUGGGACAAAAUCUCCAGUGCCCAUGCCUGGAAUCAACUUGAUACCCCCCAGCUCCUCCUGCCAGACCCCUGCCCACCAGAUACUACACAUACCUCCCCCCAUGCCUCCUUCCAGAGCAGAAGCAUGGAGCACCUUGGCCCCUAGCCAGGCCUCGUUGGAUGCAUUCCUUCCAUUUAGUACAUUUAGUUUUUAACCAUCACAGAGCCCGCUCAAGGGGUAAGGAGACUGCUCAGGAAGGGCUGGGGACUCAGAGGUCCCAAUGGUGGCCAGAGCUGGGUCCUCAGAGUUCCCUGAAGAUCCUAUAUGACUAAGAUUUCUUUCGUGGUCUUUCCCAAAAGCCACAGAGCCCUGGACCAGGUGCCAGGGAUGGGACCUGUGCCCUCCCACACAAGCCACCUCAGAGCCUUUCUCCCUUGCCCUCCCUGCCACCUGUUUACCUUGUUCCUGAUCUUGCCCAGGACCUGAUCCCAAACAGCUGAGAAAGAGCACUGGCAUUGGGUGGGGCUGCCUGUUGUCACCCGCACCCAUUCCACACAUAAGCAAGCUACACACAGAAGCCAGGGGCCUUGUCAGGUCAGGUGGCUGCUCCAGAUUUUCACACUCCACAGCUCUUAACCUUGUCUUGCUGACUGCCUACUGGCUGCCUCAUCGUGUAAAGUGCUCCACCCUGGCCCCAGACCCUUGGAUGGGCUCUGCCCCAACCCCACAGUUCCUCACCAUCUACCUAGCACUUCUGCAAGUAUAAACUAUCCCAAUUUUGGAAAACCAGAUACUUUACUGUGGCUUGGCUUUCUCAGAAACUCCUGAUUCCUAUCCUGGCAUUUACCUGGGUUCUGAAUGCCCCUGGCUGGGCCUCACCUCCUCACCCACACAGGCUGUGUCUCUCCCCCUGAUUGCUCAGGUCUGGGAUCAGCCUAUUUCUGCCCCAUGGGAGGCAGCUGGCUCACCAGGUCUCCUGCCACAAGUUUUCUCUGGGCUUCCCCUGGGCAGAAACUGGCAGCUGGAUUCCAGGCAGGGGUUUAGCUCCAGCCUGAGGUGGCAUAAGUUCAGCAUAGCCAGGGGUGCCCAACCCUGGUCAAAAACAUCUGGGCUACAGAUGGAAGCGGAUCCCAGGAUCCCAGGCUUCUAGAUCUGGCGAAACACGGGGCAGGGGUGGUGGCGGUGGUGGUGGAAUGGAUCUACAUUCUAUCACCUCCCAUGUCCUAAGACACAGUGGCGUCCGACAACCAUCACGGCCCUUCAGGAAGUUCUUCCUAAUUUUGCUGUAAUCAUUCUUAUCAUCAAUUGCAAGAGGUUCAGAGGAAAAAGGAGGCAAGAGGAAAGGGCUCUGCUCCAUUACCCCUUACCCUCUCAGAGAGGGGGUCAGGUUGUGUCUGGCUUGAGACAGAGAUAGUUGUGUUAAGAGACCCAGAGGAUGAGCCGGGCGUGGUGGCACACACCUUUGAUCCCAGCACUCAGGAGGCAGAGGCAGGCGGAUUUCUGUGAGUUAAGGCCAACCUGGU
Messenger RNA from Nannospalax galili (Upper Galilee mountains blind mole rat), 4150 nucleotides. Its product is annotated as refilin-A. Gene Ontology annotation, biological process: actin filament bundle organization; skeletal system morphogenesis; negative regulation of bone mineralization involved in bone maturation. Gene Ontology annotation, cellular component: actin filament bundle. The record is from RefSeq and is a predicted model, not a curated record. Lineage: Eukaryota; Metazoa; Chordata; Mammalia; Rodentia; Spalacidae. Gene Ontology annotation, molecular function: filamin binding. Bases 308 to 940 code for a protein of 210 amino acids. The transcript is spliced from 3 exons.